Mercenaria mercenaria is the source of this 834-nucleotide messenger RNA. RefSeq names its product neuronal acetylcholine receptor subunit alpha-6-like. Bases 1 to 834 code for a protein of 277 amino acids. The record is from RefSeq and is a predicted model, not a curated record. The transcript has a single exon. Gene Ontology annotation, biological process: regulation of membrane potential; nervous system process; signal transduction. Gene Ontology annotation, molecular function: transmembrane signaling receptor activity; neurotransmitter receptor activity; extracellular ligand-gated monoatomic ion channel activity. Gene Ontology annotation, cellular component: synapse; membrane; neuron projection. Lineage: Eukaryota; Metazoa; Mollusca; Bivalvia; Venerida; Veneridae.
AUGGCCGUCUGGGCUCCAGGUGACGUGAUGACGACAACGUGUAACAUAGACAUAACUUAUUACCCCUUUGAUACGCAAACAUGUGAUGUGACAUUCAUUCCAUGGGGCUCUAUGAUAAGCGAAAUGAACUUGCACGUUGCCCAGAAGGAAGUUUCUAGGAGGUUGUUCACGGAAAAUGGGGAAUGGGCUCUCCAGAAGGCAACCACAGCUACAGGACUAUUUGACGGGAUAUAUCCUACAUACAGUGUUGUGCUUGAACUGAAAAGGAGGCCGACUUUUGUCGUCGUCAACGUCAUUUUGCCCGUUUUGUUUAUGGGAUUUUUAAAUGUGCUUGUGUUUUUCCUGCCUGCCAAGUCUGGAGAGCGUGUUUCAUUUGCCAUGACAGUUUUGCUUGCAUUCGCUGUAUUCCUUACACUUGUCGGUGACAACAUGCCGAAAACAUCAAAACCCAUAUCGGCAUUAUGUUAUUUCCUGCUAAACAAUCUUAUACUUAGCUCCCUUAUAAUGACUGCGACGAUUGUAAAUCUCAAUAUUUAUCACAAAGAUGAUAACAUUUCAGUCCCACAAUGGCUGGCGACAAUCGUACGCACGUUAAAUUGCAUGCAACGUCCCAAGAGAACAAAGGUUGGAAACCUUGAUGAACGUGAUAGAAAAGCCGAUAACAAAAAGAUGAAGUCAGAAAAUCUAGAAGCUGACCCAGACGAUUUGCCUGUGUACUUGAAAGACCGUAUAACGUGGUGUGAUAUAAGCAAAACAUUGGAUUUUGUAUUUGGUGCGGUGUCGAUCUUGUGGCACCUUAUUACGGCCGUCGCCUUCUUUAUUCUUGUAGUCUAG